This is a messenger RNA of Sphenostylis stenocarpa, 1422 nucleotides long. The record is from the annotation of a GenBank genome assembly. Lineage: Eukaryota; Viridiplantae; Streptophyta; Magnoliopsida; Fabales; Fabaceae.
AUGGUUGUCAGUCAUAAUUGUGAUUCGAGCGACGACGAUGAUCGUGGUGGCGACGGCAGCUGCAUGGCUUCCAAACCCCGCACUGUUGAAGAAAUCUUCAUGGAUUAUAGAGCUCGAAGAACCGCUAUUAUUCGCGCUCUCACUCACGACGUUGAUGAAUUUUACGGACUCUGUGAUCCAGGUAAGGAUAACUUGUGUCUCUAUGGCCAUCCAAACGGGGCCUGGGAAGUAACUCUGCCGUCGGAGGAAGUUCCGCCGGAGCUCCCUGAGCCAGCUCUUGGAAUCAAUUUUGCCAGGGACGACGUGAGCCGCAAGGACUGGCUUUCUCUGGUUGCUGUGCAUAGUGACUCAUGGCUUCUUUCUGUGGCCUUUUACCUUGGAACUCGUCUUAACCACAAUGAAAGAAAACGUUUAUUUGGUUUGAUCAAUGGUCUUCAAACCGUUUUUCAAGUUGUGACUGGCAAUAAACCAAUUAAGGAGAAGCCCACCAUGGAUAGUGUGACCAAAUCUGGUGUAAGCAUCGAGGGAACUGUGAUGAGAAAUGAUCAUGUUAGAAUAUUUUGUGGAAGCUGUGGUGAAAAAUACAAUGGAGAUGAACUUUGGAUCGGGUGCGACGUAUGUGAGUGGUGGUACCAUGGGAAGUGCGUUAUGAUCAAUCCUGCAAAGGCUGACACCCUAAAGCGCUAUAAAUGUCCAUCAUGCUGCUUGAGGAGGAGCAGGUUGCUCGAGGAGAAGGAAAAGAAACUUCCGCCGAAAUUCACUGAAAAAUACGGAGAUAGUAUGUCAAACCCUGUGUUUCUCAAGCCUCCAGAUGACACUGAAUGGAAAAUAUACUGGACCAAGCAUGAUGAUGAUAUUUGGUUUCAAAAAGGUUGGAAGGAGUUUGAAACCUACUAUUCUCUAAAUCAUGGCCACUUGUUGUUCUUUCAAUAUCAAGGAACAGCUCAUCUUAAUGUGCAUAUAUUUGACAAUAGUGCUGUUGAAAUAGACUAUCCUCCCUUCAGUACUCAUGAUGCGAUGGACAAUCUUGCUGAGAUUGACGAUGAUUGUGUUGAAAUUUGGGAUGGACAAUUUUCUUGCCAAAAGACUAGAGUGAAAUCAACAGUGUCAUCUCCUAAACCUUGUAAGAAAAUGAAGAAUAGCUUAAGUACAACUACAAUUGUUGAAAGGUUCGGUAAUGGAGUAAACUUGCAUAAACAUGCCCAAAGUGUAAGUAAAAGAUCUCAGAAGACAUCAUCUAUGAAGCAAAAUUUAGAUGGUGGAACUUCAAGUCAAAGAUCUUCACAGUUGGAAAGCCACUUCAAUUCAGGGAUCAUAACAGACAGACCUCUUAAAGAAGCUUGCAAAUUCACAUCAGAAAAUCCUUUUUGCAUGGUCACUUUAACUCUAAAUCGAACGUUAAUGGUAGCUGAUCCCCGGUAA